Molecule: messenger RNA, 1413 nt
Organism: Penicillium subrubescens
Lineage: Eukaryota; Fungi; Ascomycota; Eurotiomycetes; Eurotiales; Aspergillaceae
Product: putative zinc metallopeptidase
Exons: 1
Coding region: 1-1413 (470 amino acids)
Molecular function (GO): hydrolase activity, acting on carbon-nitrogen (but not peptide) bonds, in cyclic amidines
Source: RefSeq, a predicted model, not a curated record
AUGCCGCCACCAACGCUGAGCAGUAAGCUCACAUCAAUCCAAGGCAUACGCUUAGCGGGAUCCGCGUCGGCCUGGAACAUCGACAUCCACUAUCCAGCCGAUUCCCCGCGCGGCAUCAUCCAGUCUAUCACCCCGCACGAAGCGACAACCCCUGGAGAUGACUCGGUUCCCACGCCACUGGUUCUACCAGCCUUGACACAUCCGCAUAUUCAUCUGGAUAAAGCAUUCGUCCAUAGUGCCUCGCAGUACGCACAUCUUCUGCCGUCUACGGGUACCUUCCAGGAGGCUUUAUCUUUCACCACGGAGGCGAAACAGCAAUUCACCGUGCCUGAUGUACUCCAAAGAGGGGAGUGGCUGCUAGCCGAGUCUGUCUCGGCCGGAGUCACGGCGAUGAGAGCAUUCGUCGAGGUUGACCAUACCGUGAAACUAGUCUGCUUAGAAGCAGCCACCAAACUCCAAGAUCAAUGGAAAGAUGCCUGUGAGAUACAGAUUGUCUGCUUUGCGCAAGAUCCUAUCUUCUCUACCCAACACGGCGAGGAAAAUAUGGAAUUGCUAGAGCAGGCGCUCGCGCGAUACCCGCAGAUCGACGUGAUAGGAACAACCCCCUAUGUGGAAUCAACUAUCGAAGCCGCUAAACGAAACAUCGACUGGGCCGUCGAUCGUGCCCUAGAGCUAAAUAAACACCUUGAUUUCCACCUUGACUAUAAUCUCGACUCGGGCAAGGAAGCUCUAGUAUGGUACGUGUUACAGAGUCUCCAACACCGAGGCUGGACCUCAUCCUCCACGACGAAACGCGUGAUGCUAGGGCAUUGUACUCGACACACACUUUUCACCGACGAAGAGUGGUGUAGAAUCUCCCACAUCAUUCACGAAAAUGAUCUCCCCGUCAGCUUCGUCGGAUUACCCACCAGCGACCUCUACAUGGCCGCAUCGCCCGAUCAAAAAACCUCACACGACCGGCCUAGAGGCACCCUACGAGUCCCCGAGAUGAUUCGCAAACAUGACCUCGACGCCGUGAUGGGCGUUAACAAUGUCGGUAAUGCGUUCACGCCGUGGGGUCCGCCGGAUCCAUUGUUUCUGGCUUGCCUAGGCGUAGGCAUUUAUCAAGCCGGGACGCAGGAUGAUGCGAGACUAUUGUAUGAGUGUGUGUCUACUCGGGCUCGAGCGGCGAUUGGACUCUCGUCGUCGCGUUCGAGUAUCGGAUUGAAAGAGGGCGAUUCUCCUGAUUUCCUGCUGUUUCAUCGUCAGGAUCUUACUGGGUGUCGCGUGGCUCGUCCAUGUGGUACCGUCGCUGAGGUUGUAUGGGAUCCUCCCGCAACGGUGAAUCGAGACGUCGUGGUCGGCGGCCAGCUUAAGCGCUCUGGUUUUCCCUGCUCGCGGGGUGAUUUGGUCUAUAAGUUCUCGAACGAGUAG